Messenger RNA from Octopus bimaculoides (California two-spot octopus), 1241 nucleotides. RefSeq lists its product as uncharacterized. Lineage: Eukaryota; Metazoa; Mollusca; Cephalopoda; Octopoda; Octopodidae. The record is from RefSeq and is a predicted model, not a curated record.
AGCUACUAUAGUUAUUAUUAUAUGAGAAAAUCAGAUUAUGUUGGCAUAAACAUCGUUUUCAGAGGAUAAAAGACACAUAGUAAAAGAAUAUAGAAUCUUUUCUGUUGCUGUCACAGUUUUCUAUUGUUUCGAGCUGUAUUCUGCUUAAAACUACUACCACACUUGUCUGUUUUCUUUGACGAGUUCCUAUUUUCUGACCAUUAUUUUCACCUCUGCGUUUUUUUUUUGUGAAACUCAUUAUUGGUUGCUGUCCUGUCACUACCUCAUUUUCAUAAUUUUGAACUGUGUGUUUUCCUGGAUCUUUUCAAACUAAAUAGAAGUAUGGCCACAGCCAACUCUAACCUUUCAAGUCUGAUGGAGAAAUUGAAAACUGAGGAGGAUGUGGUUUCUUAUUUACAAGAAAAGGGUAUUAUCCCUAAAAGGAAAUUAUGUGCAAACAAACACUAUAUGAGGAAAAAGAUGGUUCAUGGGAAGGUUUAUUGGCGAUGCUCCCAAAAAGGAUGCUGUGUGUGUAUUUCUGUCAGAAGAGGUACAUGGUUGGAAGGAAGGACUCUUCCUCUUAGGACUGUAGUGCUUUUCCUUUACUCAUGGUCCAAGGAAUUGACUUCAGUCCAUUUUUGUGUUGAAGAACUGGGGAUGAAGCACAGCACAAUUGUUGAUUACAACAGCUAUGUUCGUGAAAUAUGUGCAGAGGACUUGCUUCGCCACCCAGUUCAGAUAGGUGGUCCUGGGAAGACUGUUGACUUAGACAAAAUAGUCUUCUCAAGAGGUAAAUGUAACCGAAGAAGUUUGCUACCUGAGCAGUGGGUAUUCGGAGGAGUGUGUCGCGAGACCAAGGAUGUUUUCCUUUAUGCGGCAUCAUGUCUGAAUCGCGACACACUAGAGGAAUGCAUACGUCAGUCAAUUCUUCCAGGAACCACAAUUUUCAGUGACAUUUGGGAAUCCUAUUCUCCCAUUCUUAAAAUUGAUGAUUAUGCGUUGCGUUAUAGAACAGUGAACCACAGUGUGGAGUUUGUUAACUCAGAAGGUAGUACCCAUAUGAAACUAGUGGAAAACACAAGAAUCCCUUUAAAACGAGGGAGAAAACAACGCUGUGGAACCAAAAGUUCUACCAUUGACUUGUAUCUCUGCGAGUUUAUGUGGCGCAAGAGAUAUGAGAAUUGUAAUUUGUUUGAGAAACUCCUCGAGUGUAUUUCAAGCUUUUGUUUUUGAAUUUUCUCGAGUAAAAUGUAUUGCUUUUC